Molecule: messenger RNA, 7121 nt
Organism: Suricata suricatta (meerkat)
Lineage: Eukaryota; Metazoa; Chordata; Mammalia; Carnivora; Herpestidae
Gene: TRAF3
Product: TNF receptor associated factor 3
Exons: 13
Coding region: 411-2120 (569 amino acids)
Biological process (GO): regulation of apoptotic process; tumor necrosis factor-mediated signaling pathway; regulation of canonical NF-kappaB signal transduction
Cellular component (GO): plasma membrane signaling receptor complex
Molecular function (GO): tumor necrosis factor receptor binding; zinc ion binding
Source: RefSeq, a predicted model, not a curated record
GAGUUCUGCUUUUUCGAUUCCCGGCCUCGCGUUCUCCGGCUCUCGUGAAUUCCUUGCUGGCUCCCCUUUCCUAGGGAACUCGUCCCCACAACACUUCGGGGGCCCUUCGGCAAGAUGAGUUGGGGGCCUGACCCCCGGCAUCCUUCCCGCUGGGGCGUGAAGCCGCUGUGUCGGGCCAAGGGCCCAUUUGGAGGUGGACCCGCAACAGAAAACAUUUGUGAAGUCUUCCUACCCCUGUACACUGAGGAACUUGACAGAAUCUCUAAAAAGGUAAGAGGCUCCACCACGGUCUUUGAAGAAGGAUAAGACUGAAACUGCUUUGCUUCUUCCUCUCAAAGCCUCUUCCUCCCUGACCCAGCUCUGGUGAGUCUCCUCACGGCACACGACGCACGGAACCUCUCCUUCCUGGCAUGGAGGCGAGCAAGAAGAUGGACCCCCCGGGCACCCUGCAGCCGAACCCGCCGCUGAAGCUGCACCCCGACCGCGGCGCCGGCGCAUCCUCCGUGUUCGUGCCCGAGCAAGGAGGCUACAAGGAGCGGUUUGUGAAGGCCGUGGAGGACAAGUACAAGUGCGAGAAGUGCCGCCUGGUGCUGUGCAACCCGAAGCAGACCGAGUGCGGCCACCGGUUCUGCGAGAGCUGCAUGGCCGCCCUGCUGAGCUCGUCCAGCCCCAAGUGCACCGCGUGUCAAGAAGGCAUCAUCAAAGACAAGGUGUUUAAGGAUAAUUGCUGCAGGAGAGAGAUUCUGGCUCUCCAGAUCUACUGCCGGAACGAGGGCGGGGGCUGCACGGAGCAGCUGACCCUGGGACACCUGCUGGUGCACCUGAAGACCGACUGCCAGUUCGAGGAGCUCCCGUGCGCCCGCGCCGACUGCAAGGAGAGGGUGCUGCGGCGGGACCUGCGCGACCACGUGGAGAAGGCCUGCAAGUACCGGGAGGCCACGUGCGGCCACUGCAAGAGCCAGGUGCCGAUGAUCACGCUGCAGAAACACGAAGACACAGAGUGUCCCUGCGUGGUGGUGUCCUGUCCCCACAAGUGCGGCGUCCAGACCCUCCUGCGGAGCGAGUUGAGUGCGCACUUGUCAGAGUGCGCCAAUGCCCCCAGCGCCUGUAGUUUUAAGCGCUAUGGCUGCGUGUUUCAGGGGACAAACCAGCAGAUUAAGGCCCACGAGGCCAGCUCCGCGGUGCAGCACGUCAACUUACUCAAAGAGUGGAGUAAUUCUCUGGAGAAAAAGGUUUCCUUGCUACAGAAUGAAAGUGUAGAAAAAAACAAGAGCAUACAAAGUUUGCACAAUCAGAUAUGUAGCUUUGAAAUUGAAAUUGAGAGACAGAAGGAAAUGCUUCGAAAUAAUGAAUCCAAAAUACUUCAUUUACAGCGAGUAAUAGACAGCCAGGCGGAGAAGCUGAAGGAGCUCGACAAAGAGAUCCGCCCGUUCCGGCAGAACUGGGAGGAGGCAGACAGCAUGAAGAGCAGCGUGGAGUCCCUCCAGAACCGCGUCACCGAGCUGGAGAGCGUGGACAAAAGCGCUGGGCAGGCGGCUCGGAACACAGGCUUGCUGGAGUCCCAGCUGAGCCGGCACGACCAGAUGCUGAGCGUGCAUGACAUCCGCCUGGCGGACAUGGACCUGCGCUUCCAGGUCCUGGAGACGGCCAGCUACAACGGCGUGCUCAUCUGGAAGAUCCGCGACUACAAGCGGCGGAAGCAGGAGGCCGUCAUGGGGAAGACCCUGUCCCUCUACAGCCAGCCGUUCUACACGGGCUACUUCGGCUACAAGAUGUGCGCCCGGGUCUACCUGAACGGCGACGGCAUGGGGAAGGGGACGCACCUGUCGCUGUUUUUUGUCAUCAUGCGCGGAGAGUACGACGCUCUGCUUCCUUGGCCGUUCAAGCAGAAAGUGACGCUCAUGCUGAUGGACCAGGGGCCCUCCCGGCGCCACCUGGGGGACGCGUUCAAGCCGGACCCCAGCAGCAGCAGCUUCAGGAAACCCACCGGGGAGAUGAAUAUCGCCUCCGGCUGCCCCGUGUUUGUGGCCCAAACUGUGCUCGAGAACGGGACGUAUAUUAAAGAUGACACCAUUUUUAUUAAAGUCAUAGUGGAUACUUCGGAUCUGCCUGACCCCUGACGGGUCACGGGGGAGGCGGGCUGAGCAGAAGGCAACUCCUCUGGGGGGUUUGAACCGCUGUCUCCACCGAGGUCCUCGCGCUCAGAAAAGGACCUUGUGGGACGGAGGAAGCAGCAGAAGGGGGCCGCGGGCCAGCGGGAGGAGCCGCGUGAGGACACACCUGACAUGUUUUCUAAUAGACUAGCACCACUCCGCUCUGAAGAGUUAUUUAUCCUGCAACGUGAUAAAUACUGCUGUCAGAGAAGGUUUUCAUUUUCAUUUUUAAAGAUCUAGUUAAUUAAGGUGGAAAACAUAUAUGCUAAACAAAAGAACCAUGAUUUUUCUUCCUUAAACUUGAACACCAAAAAAAAGAAAACACACACACACACGCGCACACCUGGGGACAGCUGGACAUGUCAGCAUGUUAAGUGACAGAAGAAUUUAUGAAAUAAUAAUGCAAUUCUGAUAUAUCCUAAAAUUCAAGAGUGCAAUCUUGUUUCAAAUAUAGUAUACUGUCUAUUUUUAAGGCCUCAUCUGGUCUCUGUUUUAAUAAUUUGUUUGUCAGAAGACCCUGAAGUACACCUAGGUCUUUUUGGAAAGUCUAAAUUCAGAAUCAUUUUUUAAUUUGAAGUUCUAAGAUAAUUGUUACUGCAGACAUUUUGUUUUAAAACGUUGAUAGACUGAUAUUUCUUGGCAGAAAAUGUAAACUAUCCGACGCUGGUUAUCACUUGUGAUAGGAAAGAGCAAACUCAACCUGCUGUUAUUUCUCGUUAGAAAUGUGACCUUCGAUCUCUGUCGUAGUUACUGACACUACUUCAAAAUUAUUACGAAAGGGAAACCGCUCAUGGAUGCUGUGCAUCAUUCUCAGAUUUAUAAUUGUUUUCACCCUAAAAUAGGGCAUCUGUUGAACUUUGGAGUUCUAAACAAGAUCCGGUAGGCUCUUCACUUCUGCCCGUGUGUCCCGACGCGCUCUGCUUGCUGACGACACUGGCCCUCGGCGUCCGGGCCUGGGGGGCAGGCGGCUCGUGCUGAAGGGGCCGCGGCAGGUGUGCGUCUCUUCAUCCUGUCACAUUGCUGCAUUCUGUUAGCGCUCUCCAACGGCGACAUCUUUGCGUAGAGGUGGUGGCAUACUGUGUAUGUGCCUUAGACUGACGCGCUGCUUCCCCACCCUGGCUUUGUGCUCACUGUAACUCCAGAAGGCGAUGGUCUGACCCGGCGCCCCUCUCGACCGCCCCACCCCUGUCUCUGCACGGGUGCCCAGGAGGCCAGGCUCCACUCCGGCCCCUGGAGCCUCCGCUGCUCAGUUACCACAGACCCCAAGUCUCUGUGCCCCCAGCGCCAGCUGCCUCGGCAGGCGCGGGUGCGGUCCUGUCCCCACCUGGGCCGUGGGCGCCCACCUGCCACGAAGCAGAACCCUCGGAGCAUUCCAGAGCCCGCCACUCCCCGGGGGGGGGUGGGGGGGUGGAGGGGCCGCCCAGGCUGACCAGCGGGGCCGGGGGCCUCCCGCGCCGCUCCCUCGGGAAGGGUGGUCGGGGCCUGCCCGGCGCCUGCCUGACGGGAUCUUCUCAACUCACUGUUUACCUUCUUUCAAUGGUCCAACUGUGACUAGAAGCCGGAGCCCUGCCUCCCCACGCCCCCUGCUGUGCGCCGCGCUUCUGGGUGCUCUUACCACUGAUGGGUGCUACACGUGACAGGUGCUCCUUGGGCUAAACCAGUGUGUGGGAGCCACCGCACCUGGGCCGCGCACCUCAGACUGCCUGCCUCUGGGCUCCCCCGUGCUCGCGCGGGGACGGUCGGGCUGGUGCCCGGUGGCCCGCCGUGUCUCUGGUGCUGCCAUCGCCCUGGGCGUGCCUCCGCCCCAGUGCCUGCUGGAAGUGCCCUCCUAGCGCACGCCGACCCCUCCCGUAAGUGACCUCGGUUCCAAGCACCUGCCGCGCCUGUUAGCGUUAAAUGCUCGUCGUUGUGUUCACCUCCUUGAUUUUCUCCACCCUGCCCCCACCCCCGUCCUCGGUCCUGUCCAGAAGGAGCCGUGAGUCCCCGUUCAGAGAGGAAGGACUUCCCGUGGGCGCUGUGGGACCGCGGUGCCCUCAGAGGUGUCCCCGACCUCCUCCAGACCUUGCCCUGCUCCUGCCCCGGAGACCCGGGGGAGAAGGACACCUGGCAGCCCUCCUGCCUAGCCCCGGGUGGCUUUGCUGAGGCCAGGGCUUACCAGCAGGGGCGUGCCUGUGACGUCCUGCCUGUCCCUGAGAGUGUGGACAGUGUUAGCAAAUUUGAGUUCAGAGCAGCCUGUUGGUCUGGCAAAGCGACAACAGCAACGCCUCUUUGCCUCUCCUGGUUGACACUCUUCUGGGGCCGGGCCACUGGAAGCGCUUCUGGAAGCGUCCGCCCCUUGGGGAGGGGCGUUUUCCCAGCAGCCCAAUCAGACCCCUCCGGUGGGAGACGACAGGCGCUUUGGGCCUCCUCCCGAGGCGCCACAAGACGUGGCAUCGGGAGCUGGCACCGUCCCCGGGGGUGAGGGUGGGCCACAGCGGAAGCGUCAUCUUGUGGCUCGAAAACAGUUGGUGACAACGAGGGGUGUGGGAGUUGUGUGCCUUUUGGCCACCAUUCGGUGCACAUGGUCCCUCUCGUGCACGCGGGGCUUUCCGGAAGGUGGCCUCCCGAAGGACCUGAGUGCGUUCUGACCCCUCACCGCCCGGCGCUGGCCUGCGGCUGUGGUCCCCGAGUGGCCGCCCUCCCGGCUCCCCAGGGUCCUGGCAACAAGAGAACGGUGUCCUGCACAGUGGGCAGUGGCUGCGCUCCCCUGUUCCCUAAAAGUGACAGGUUUCCCCACGGGAAAAACUGUUCCAGUGCUUUAGAACAACUGCCACCGAGUCUCGUGUGUGAAUCAAGCCAGUCAGCUUCCCGGCCAGCCUCGGACCGGACAUGAAGACAACUCGCUGUCUCUGCUGUCCCCGUGCGGCUCCCUGGACACGUGCGCCACUCGCUCCCGCACCCACCGUGGAGGCUGCUGGGGUGCGGGCGGCCCGGGCUGGGCUCGUUGGCGCUGGGUGGGCACCCGCGGGGAGCACACACCGUGGUGGCCAUGAGCGAGGGGCCUGUCCCAAGAGGCUGGGAGUCUUCGAGUGGCCGAGUGGCAUUUGGCUCUUUGGGGUUAGACCGGCCCCGGCGAGGCUAGAUUCCCCUCACCGGGGCCUCGUCUUGAAGUUCUGUUUCCAGCGGCCCAGGUUCGUAGGUCACACAGAGGAGAAGAAAUUCGUGUAAAUUGCUCUGAGGCUUGUGCCACAAGAGGGUGGCUGUGCAGGUGGACAGAGGAGGCCCCGUAGGGGCCACUGUUCGGAACAAGGGAACUUUUGGCCCAGACGCGCCUUUCUUUCCCUGCCCGGCCGUUUUUCCUUGCCUCGUGACCCCAGAGGGCGGCGGAGCCCAGGAAGCUGUCCUCUGUGGCGCCACCUCCACCAGGCCCUUCAGAUGCCGGCCAGAGUCCAGGGCACCUGCUGGCAGAGACAAUGCCCCCGAGCUUCCCCGGACCACCACGGCCCACGCUGGUGAGGCAGGGUCCUCUGCCACCCACGCUGGGGCCCCGCGCCCCAGGCCAGGCCUGCAGCUGUCCUCUGCAGGUGGGGUCGUGGUCACCCGUGGCAGGCCUGGCAUCCCGCAGCCGGCAGACCCUUAAACACGACAGGGUCCCAUGGUGGAUCAUUUCCUCGUCUGCCCAAGGGAGGUGCGCAAGAUGGCAGACACCCCCCACCCAACUCAUGUCCUGGGGAGUGCACACCCUCUCCCUGCUCCGCACAUGGAGGAGGGUGGGACUGCCCUUCUGUGCCCGUCACAGAUGCGUCUGGCUCCCGGCAUCUCCGCCGGUGUUCCCCGGGCUGGUCAGGAGGCCACGCUCCUCCGGGGACCCGCCACCGUCGGUCCCUCUUGUCUGGCUCAGCAGAGCUGUGAUACGGUUUCUCCCUUCUGGCCCAGGUCUUCCUCAGCCUGCGGAGAGCUUGGGGGCUCCGUUCUGUCGUGAGCCUUGGGAGGUGAACGAGGGGUCUGUCGCCCAAACCUGCUUGUCAGCCUGAGACCAUGGUUCUGUCUUCCAUUUGCGAAUCCCGGCAGUUUUCUUUUCUCUAAAAUAGAAUCCGUCCACUGGGGUCUAAGUCGGGCGAGGUCCGCGUGUGUGUGGCUCCGGUGUCGGCACGUGACCCGGUCACCGGCACCGUCUUUGCCGCUGGGCGGUGCGGCGUGAGGGCCCCGGUGGCACAAGCAGGGCUUGCCCUUCAUUUCUGCCGCUGCGUCCGAGUCUCGCGAGCUGUCGCGUUGGGAGAGGGUCAAGUCCAGGACGGCUGCGCCACCCCUGCCGCUAGCGGUGAUCGGUUUUUGUCACUCAGCCCCCCAUUAGACAGGGAAGGUCACCUUCAGCAGCAAACCGACUCAAUUGGUAAACACAAACGCCGGCAUUCUUUCCGAGGAUUUCUACAAGAAUUAGCUGUAGAAUAGCAUGUGUGGUCACAGAAGUGUGUGAACCGUGUAGACACUUGUGUAACGUCCUUAGAGCCGCGCCUCCCCACGGCGCACCUCUUCGUUCAGUUGUUACCCAAAAACAAAGACCAAAGAAGGCCAAUCUCUCAUUUGACUAUUUUUAAUCCACCUGUUUUAAAAAUUGCGUCUGUAGUAACCGCUCGCUGGGAGGCCCCAUCUUGACACUCCAAGUGAUUGUGACCAGUGACUCACGUCCUGUUUUUCUGCUCUUCUAAGAAAAAAAACAACAAAAAGACAGUGUAAGUUAUUGCUCAGCAAUAAUCAUGUUGUUCAUGUGAAUUAACAACAUGUCUGAUUUUCUGAUAGCAUUAUUAUGUUUUAUAUUUUUGUUUACUGUACAUCGUGUGUGGUUUUAUUUGGUAUUUAUUUGUGUUUUGAGGUCUUGCAAUGUUUUUGUGUUUCUGACGCUAAUAACUAAAGUCUGUAAGAGUGUAGAAUGCAAAACUUGGAAAUGCUCAACUGUCUGAUUAGAGGAAAAUAAAUCUGACUAAGGAG